This is a messenger RNA of Homo sapiens (human), 736 nucleotides long. It is a transcript of the gene CALML6, whose product is annotated as calmodulin like 6. The transcript is spliced from 6 exons. Gene Ontology annotation, molecular function: calcium ion binding. The record is from RefSeq and is a predicted model, not a curated record. Gene Ontology annotation, cellular component: cytoplasm; nucleus. NCBI's taxonomy places the organism in Eukaryota, Metazoa, Chordata, Mammalia, Primates, Hominidae. Bases 22 to 633 code for a protein of 203 amino acids.
ACUGAGCACCAGCUGGCCAGGAUGGGUCUUCAACAAGAAAUCUCACUGGUAAGUGAUGACAGCAUGGGACCAGGGUCCCAUGAAGACCUGCUGGAGGGCCGCACCUCUGGGAAGCAGCCCUGGUGUCACCACCCUGCAGAAUCCUGUCAGACAACCACCGACAUGACAGAGCGCCUGUCGGCUGAGCAGAUCAAGGAGUACAAGGGAGUCUUUGAGAUGUUCGACGAAGAGGGCAACGGGGAGGUGAAGACGGGGGAGCUGGAGUGGCUCAUGAGCCUGCUGGGUAUCAACCCCACCAAGAGUGAGCUGGCCUCAAUGGCCAAGGAUGUGGACAGAGACAACAAAGGGUUCUUCAACUGCGAUGGUUUCCUGGCACUAAUGGGAGUUUACCAUGAGAAGGCCCAGAACCAGGAGAGCGAGCUGAGGGCGGCAUUCCGUGUCUUUGACAAAGAGGGCAAGGGCUACAUUGACUGGAACACACUCAAGUACGUGCUAAUGAACGCAGGGGAGCCCCUCAACGAGGUGGAGGCGGAGCAGAUGAUGAAGGAGGCCGACAAGGAUGGGGACAGGACCAUCGACUAUGAGGAGUUUGUGGCCAUGAUGACGGGGGAGUCCUUCAAGCUGAUCCAGUAGGUGCAGCUGCCGCAGCCGGGGGAGGCCUGCCCGGGAAGGCUGCUGCCCCUGCCCCCUGGCCCCCACUCCCCCGGCUCCGUGUAAAAUAAAUGUUCCAGCCCAA